Messenger RNA from Klebsormidium nitens, 1290 nucleotides. Lineage: Eukaryota; Viridiplantae; Streptophyta; Klebsormidiophyceae; Klebsormidiales; Klebsormidiaceae. The record is from the annotation of a GenBank genome assembly.
GCUAUUAGUUUGCUUUGUCAAUGUUGGCGCCAGCUUCAGAAUCACAGCUUUGAAAUCAUUGCGCAAGGUUGUUGAAACUGUUCAUGCAGCCGUUUUGCAAGUCUCUACUGAUUCUGUAGCUCGUCAAACUAUUUUCUGCUCAAAUUUGCUCUGGUGUUUGAGAAGGGACACCACUUCAAGGACGUAUUGAAGUGGUGUAGUCGGAAUGGCGGACUUGGAGACGACCGCAGGAAAGCCCAAGGACACUGAUGUAGGAUUGCCCAAGGCUACUGUCCACAAAGUCGUGCGCGAGAUGUUUCCGCCCGAUGCACGGCUGUCGAACGAAGUCAAGGAUCUUCUUGCAGAUUGCUGCACAGAAUUCAUCACUUUGGUCUCGUCGGAAGCUAACGAACUUUGCGACAAGGAGAAGAGGUCCACUCUCAUGCCAGAGCACGUGCUGGCUGCCUUGGAGAACCUCGGUUUUGCGAACUUGCUGGACGAAGUCAAGGAGACGUGGCGGCAGCACAAAGCCGCAAUGCUGGAGUCUCCAAAGCCGAUGGACAAGUGGUCCAAGCAAGGGCCCAAAAUGUCGGACGAAGAGGCCAUCGCCGCCCAGCAGAAAAUGUUUGCUGAGGCGCGUGCGCGGAUGCAGACCAAGAGCCCGCUGGGAGAGUCGUUGUGACGCGCGUCGGGUGGUGCCGAACGCAUAUGGCGCUUGCGUUGAGCUCGCAGCCGGUUGCGAGUUCACGUGAUGAUCGCGGGAUGGGGCCACGAAUGCUGUGAACAUCGGUCGCAUAUUGGCAGGCACAAUCGGUUGUAUGUCGGCCCUUGAAUUUUGGAGAAGCAAAGAUGGGGAACGGAAUGGUAUCGACGAUAAAAAUUUGGAAGGAGCCGAAACAGCAGUUGGUCCAAUGGAGCCCGGCGGUUCAAGUACAACCUUUUUACAAUAGCAAGCAACUCUUCGUCGAAAGCAAGCAUCGGGGCUUGCCCAAUAGUACUUCAACGGUCAAAAGAACAUCGAAAUCCGAGGUGACAAUCAUUGACAAAAUAACCAGCCUCUCACUCGUCGGUAGCCGAAAGGAGCUCAAGGACGUUGUGACAGGAGAUCUUCACCGGGCCCUCUUCCGAUUAGCAAGCGUGCUACGCGAAGAGAGCUCUGGAUCGUGAGUCGUAUUGAAGAAACGAGUUUGUGUACUUUAGCAGACAGCAGGGAAAACCUUCUGCCAAUACAGUAUAGUGACAUAGACAAUCCUAAACCUUUACUCGAAGCCUGUGCGUGCAUGAUUUCAAAUUCCAUGGGUGUGGACCGUA